This is a messenger RNA of Diospyros lotus (date-plum), 2061 nucleotides long. Its product is annotated as patatin-like protein 3. The record is from RefSeq and is a predicted model, not a curated record. Gene Ontology annotation, biological process: lipid metabolic process. NCBI's taxonomy places the organism in Eukaryota, Viridiplantae, Streptophyta, Magnoliopsida, Ericales, Ebenaceae.
AAUGCUGAGAGAUUUGUUAUAAGUGCAGAAUGAGUCUAUUCAUUUCAUAUCUCACUCACUAUAUGACAUUUGGAUCGUAUAGUGAGUGAAAAUGGUCUUAAGAAUCAGAAGGAUCAACGUUGAAUGACUGGACCGCCAUUUGGAUCGGAUAGGAUUGGAUUGGAUUACCACUGUGACCGUGGGAGGGAGGGAGGGCCACACUCUGGUCUUGGAAGUGAAGAAAUGAUAUUAUUAGAGGCACUGGCAAGUAAUUAAUGUCCCAAAUUCCCGCCCCUGAUCGCUCCUUCUCCCUCCGUCUCUCUCUCUAUAUAUACUCGUCACCUUCUUUCUCCUCGUCCACGGUCCACGUAUCAUUUCUUCUUUCUUCUUCCCUUGCUUUCUCCUUUUCUCUUUCAACUGUUCCACCUAUUCCCUCCAUUUUCAGUUUAAUUUCAUCGCUUCCAUUCCAUUACAGAGCUCUACCCUUAUUACCUGUGAAGAUGGCAUCCUCUGCGCUAGUUUCUUCCCCUGUUUGCAAUUCUAUGCUUGAUUUGGAUUCCGCUUCAGUCUCAAAAAACACGAACGUCAACAAGCUUCUCACCCAUGAGAUCUUCUCCAUUCUUGAAACUAAGUUCCUCUUCGGCGGCUUUGACGAUCACAAGCUUCCAUCCCACUUAGAUGCCUCCACCAAACACCUCGCCGGAAAAGUCAGGAUCCUCUCCAUCGACGGAGCCGGCGCAACCGACGGCUUGCUCGCCGCCAAGUCCCUCGUCCACUUGGAGGCAUUCCUUCGCAAGAAAUCCGGAAACCCCAACGCCUGCAUUGCCGAAUACUUCGACCUUGCCGCCGGCUCCGGCGUCGGCGGCGUCCUUGCCGCUCUGCUUUUCACCCGCGGGAAAGACGGGGCCCCCAUUUUCACCGCCUCCGAAGCUCUCAAGUUUCUAACCGACAACCGGGGAAGAAUUUUGCAGUCGGCUCCCGCUGGACUGCUCCGGCGGGUGCUCCGGCCGGCUAAGGUCGAGAAGUUAUUCCGCAAGAUUUUCGGAGAGUGCUCGUUGAAGGACACGUUGAAGCCCGUUUUGAUUCCGUGUUACGAUCUCACCACGCGCGCGCCGUUCGUGUUCUCGCGAGCGGACGCCAUGGAGAUCGACGGCUACGAUUUCAAAAUGAAGGACGUCUGCGCGGCCACGUCGGCCGAUCCAGCUGUAGAAUUGAGUUCCGUGGACGGGCAAACUAAAAUCGCGGCCAUCGGCGGAGGGAUCGUGAUGAACAAUCCAACGGCUGCGGCCAUCACGCACGUGCUGAACAACAAACAAGAAUUCCCGUUCUGCAACAGCAUGGAGGAUCUCCUGGUGGUGUCCCUCGGCAACGGAGAAUCAGACUUGGGCGCGGGAAAUCCGACGUCUAUCCGAAAGAGAGGGUUGAUAAAGAUCGCCGGAGAAGGAGCUUCCGAUACGGUUGAUCAAGCGGUUUCGAUGGCGUUCGGCGAGUGUCGGUCCAGCAAUUACGUGCGAAUUCAGGCAAAUGGCGGGAGGGGCAAAAUCAGAGGAAAGAAGGAUGAUCCGUUGAGAGCAGCAGAGGAGUUGCUGGGACAGAAGAGCGUGGAAUCAGUGCUAUUCCAGGGAAAAAGGCUAGGGCAGAGCAGUCAUCUGGAGAGGCUGGAGGCGUUGGCCGGGGGAGUGAUCAAAGAGGAAGAGAGCAGAAAAAGAAGGAUAUUACCGACGGUGGUGUUGAAGCAGGGAUCGGCGUUCGCCGAGACGUCGUCGGCUACCUCCCUGUCGACGCUCUCUUCGAAUUAGAGCAGCUAGCCGAUGAUCUGAUCGGGGAAGAAGUAGAGGAGAUCUGAAGCUGGAUGCCGCAUAUGAUAUAAUGUUUGCGGCGGCCGUGAUGAGAUGAAUCUAAUUAAAGACAUCCGGCUCCACUCGAAAGUAGUUUGGGACUGGUGGUGGGGAGAGGGAGUUGAGUUGAGUUGAGUUGAGUUGUGUGUAUAGUAUAAUAGUUUUUGCACCGUAAAUGAAAUGAAUUUGGUUCUGAGAUAUGGCAAAAAAAUUGGCAGUAAUAGUAAUAGUAAUAGUAGCAGAG